UAUUUAUUUGGCUACAAGAUUACACAAAUUUCAAAUUUCACUUUCUAUUCAUUUGAACCGCGAAUAACCUGGAAUUACGCAUCACAAGUGCAAGAGAAAUAUAUACGUAUUUCAAUCUUAAUUUCAUAAAAAAUGAAACCGAACGUGAUAAGUAUAAUAACAUUUGCUGUAAUACGUGGGCUUCAAUCGCAGGGAAUGACUGCCACCAGUUUGGGUCCAUGUCCCCCAUUACCAGAUUUCCCCCCAACUUCCACCUAUACCUUACGACCCUUCAAAACCUACGCGUCCGACGUGGUCAUCCCAUUCUGCUAUUUUUCUUCUCCACGGGAUACUCCUGAAGUUUUAAGUCUCGCCAACUGGGCGAAGAAUGCGGGUUAUCGGGUCCGUGGCGUGGGCCGGAUGCACAGUUGGAGUCCCAUCACCCUCUCGAAAUACGAGCCAGGCAACAUUUGUCCCAAAUUUCUCCUAGUCGACACCACCAAAUAUUUAACCGACAUAAAAGUCACGACUGAUUUUAACACGUCCCUCCACAGCGUCACUCUUGGCCCAGGGGUCACAUUGGGACGCCUCUUAAAAACCUUGGAAUCCCAUCAACUCGGACUUUUCUCCUGUCCCGCGCACGAUGACCUUACCGUCGGCGGAAUGCUGGCCGUUGGGGCGCACGGAUCCGGCAUAAAGACAGCCACCCACCCCAAAUCUUUGGGCCAUGCAUACGGAACAUUUAGCAACCUCGUCCUCGAGAUGGACGUCAUCGCGUGGGACAACCAUACUCGAAAAUACGUCGUCAAAACUCUACCAAGAUCGCAUCCCGACACGAAAGCUUUCCUCGUCAAUUUGGGGAGAACUUUUGUAACCAGGGUGAAAAUACGAGUUGGUGCAGAUCAGAUGUUAAGAUCGCAAACUUUUUUCACAACUGUUCGCCAAUUAUUUGGCACUGUGAGAGAUGACGAUAAACCAAAUUUGGCCGACUUUUUGGACUUGUAUGGACGAAUACAUGCUUUCAGCUUGGGAACAGGGGGUGACUCAAAUGCAUUUCUGUUUGCGUGGCAUUCCGAACCAGAAAAGCAGACCACGUCAAAAUUCAAAGAUACACCGUAUAAUUACCAUUUCGACAAUUAUCCCCCAGUUUUUAAUACAAUUUUGAGGUUGGUGCUCACCAGGGUUCCGCACAUUUGGGAGUUUCUUUCUCGUCUAGUAUUUCGUGUAGUUGUUGUUGUCUCGUAUCUCAAUGGAUCCCGGGAUUAUUGGGGUUUGUCAAAAAACCAUUUUUUAUACGUUCCAAAGAAUUCGCCAAUCUUGAGGGCAAAUUCCUUCGUGGUGGUCACAUCCCGCCAAAAUUUUCAAACAGUUGUCUCAAUAAUAAGGAAAGAUUAUGACGAUUUGGCCUCGGAAUGGCAUGUCCGGGGAGAAUAUCCGAAUGCGGGCACGUUCGAUAUUAGAGUCUCGGGGGUAGAAGAUCCCGAAAAUAUUUUGGCAGAAGGGGCAGAUGCAGAACCACCCAUUUUUUCACCGGCAAAACUAGUGCCAAGUCAUCCCGAGUAUGAUAUCGUGAUUUGGUUCGAAUUUGCCACGUUUCCUGAGACGAGAAAAGCUCAGGAAUUUCUGGCGAGUUUGCAGUCGCGUUUAUAUCGUGAUAUUCAUCAGGUCCAUGGCGUAUUGAGGGCAGAGUGGGCGAAGGGGUGGGCUCACACGGGGGAACAGGCGUGGGAUAAUAGGACAAUUUUUAACACCUUUCCCUACGUAUUUUCGUCUUCGAAAGAACUAUCAGAGUGGAAUUUAGGAGUCGAGAUUCUAGAGAGGUAUGAUCCUUGGAGGGUUUUUGGGAAUGGACUUUUAGAUAGAAUACUUAUCGAGGCAUAG
Messenger RNA from Folsomia candida, 1860 nucleotides. RefSeq lists its product as uncharacterized. The transcript is spliced from 2 exons. The record is from RefSeq and is a predicted model, not a curated record. Bases 133 to 1860 code for a protein of 575 amino acids. Lineage: Eukaryota; Metazoa; Arthropoda; Collembola; Entomobryomorpha; Isotomidae. Gene Ontology annotation, molecular function: oxidoreductase activity, acting on the CH-OH group of donors, oxygen as acceptor; FAD binding.